AUAUACGUCAGCAACCAACAAGCUCUUGCUUCGCAACAGCAGCAUGAUCGCGACAACGUUCAUCUGCAAACUCCACAUCUCGGGACCGGCCCUGGCGCUGCGUCGUCAAGUGGCCACGAAACCGACGCGACGACGACAGCUCAUCGUCCAAUGGAUCUGGGCGACUUAACUGAAAUUCCCGGGCUCUACCAAGCACGUUUACACGAGAGGAACCAGACGGCUCAACUGAUUCAGCAGUCUGCUCCGCUAUCACAAGCGAGCAGCGCCGGAGCUACCCCAGGCGCUCCUUACUUCGCCGAGUCGAUGGAAGCUGCGACAAGCCAAGACCUGCUCGAACAGAGGUUGAAGCUGCUGCAGGAUGGGGCAGUAUCGUUCGACUCGAAACUGAAAGACGCCAUGACAACAGGCGUAGACAAGGUCAAAUUCGAAGAAAUGCUGGCGCAUUCGGAAGUUUUUCAGGCGGAAAUGAUAGAGCAAGAUAGAAAGUUGAAACAGGAGAGGACGAGACUACUUUUGAAAAAGUCAAAACAUCAUGAUCUUCAGGCAAGUCAACAAGAAGAGCAGGAGCCGCGGAGUUUUAGCAAGCGAGUUCCGGACAGAGAGGACUCACUUGACGAUAUUGAGAGGAAAAAUCCCCCCUCCCCAUAUCAAAACGGAACUUCUGAUGCUGGAUUUGUGUACAUAAAUCAGCUUUGUAUUGCAGGAAGGCACUGCGGCCAGAUACCCAGGCUAGGCAAGGGCGUAUGGGUCUAGUUCUUAAGCAUGGCAAACUGCUCCCCUCUAGGCCCAACAGCAUGACAAAGCGCUUCCAUAAUGGGGCGGAAGCUUCUGCCCUUGUCUUCUUGCAAGAAAAAUGUGAUUUGUGACCUCAAAUCAGCAACACAAAUUUCCGGAAACAUGCCUUUUCAAUAUGGGGAGGGGGGAUUUUUCCUUACGAUAGACGAAGAAGAACUUUCUAUGGACAGUGACAUGGACUGGCUGCGGCAAACGUCAGACCCACAGGGGACACAUGACAGAAAAAACCGG
Molecule: messenger RNA, 1026 nt
Organism: Amoebophrya sp. A120
Lineage: Eukaryota; Dinophyceae; Syndiniales; Amoebophryaceae
Source: the annotation of a GenBank genome assembly